AUGCUCUCAGCUUACGGCUCCUCGCGACAGUCUGCGGGUCCCGUCCGGCCCGUCAAGCAAGGCUGGAUCGGCAAGCGAGGAACCGGCCUCAUCAGCAGGUUUCGUGUCAAGGAUGUCUACGUCGUCCUGCACGGUGAGCCCCAUCCCAUUCUCUACAUCUACGAGCGACGGGACCAGACCGGACCGGCCAAGCACGAAAUUACGCUGCCUGAGGCCUCCAUCGAGCUCCCAGACGACGCGGACAGCUCCAGGAAGAAGUACUACCAGUUCUGCUUGAGAACGCGCGAGCGCAACUUCAAUUUUGCCGCCCCAACGGUCCGCGAGCGUGACGACUGGAUCCAUCUCCUCAAACAGUACCUGCACGGGCCGAUUGUCCAUCGCGGCCUCAAGUCCAAGUCACGCAUCGACCCGCUCCGCGGCAAGAGCGAUGGCUCCGCCCACCACGACUCCUCUCGGCCCCAGAGCUCCGGCAUCUUUCACAGCCAGAGCCAGCCUAACAUCAAGGCCCCCAGCCAGAACCCCUUCCAGCGCUUCAGCACCCUUUCGAGACCCAGCCUGUACAAGGAGCGCGACGACACUGUUUCCACUUACUCUCGAGACGACCGCUCGCUCUACUCGGCUGCUUUGGGCUCGACCGCGUAUGACGAGGAAACCGACAUCCGCAGCAUCAACUCGACUUUCGAGACCCUGUCUCUGUUCUCAGAGCCCGUUCUCACGCCCCAAGACCUGGCCCAGAUGGGAAGCAUCACCGUGCAAAAAGAGGAAAGUCCUCUGAGGAAGCGCAAGGAUCCCUACCACCUUGACAGCCAGAACGCCCUGCCUGAGAACUGGAACGACAAGUACCAGCGACUUUUGUCGCUGUUUCCGGAUGAUACGGAGAGCCGACUCAAGCUAGAUCUCCAGAUCGUGGAAAUGGUCGGCAACUUCCAGGAAACUGCCAAGACGCAUGCGUGCCGCAUCAUCGAUGAGUACCAUACUCGCAGUAGAACCUCGACUGAGUACAUCCAUGGGCCGCGCGGCGAGCUGACGGUGUACCACGAGGGAGUGGUGUAUCAGUUCGCCUGCAACUACGACGAGGCAUCGCCAGAGGAGAUUGACGAGGCUCUCUGCAGAACCUCUGCCGAGCUUCGAGGCAUCAACGCAGUCAAUCAGUCCCGAGCCCGGAUCAGCACGGCUUUGAUGACCAUAGUCGACUACAAGGGCUUCCGCAUUGUGGCCUUCGCCGACAUGGGACUGGACGAGAGGGUGACCCUCGUUCACAGCAUCGGAUCUCGAUGUCCCAAGAUCGACGAGCGGGUCGCCGAACCCCUGUCGGCUGUUGCGCGCUUUGCCAAUCUCAAGACCCACGUCGUCAAUGUCGACGAUGAGCGACGCAUUUCCGUGCACGGUUCAGCUUCGAUGGAGGCCCACGCCGACAAGACUGGCCGGCAUCUCUACGCCGUCAACCUGCACGAGCUGUUUCCGAUGGACUUUGGCGAUUCGGCUGAGGGCAGCGUAGGCCCCAAAGGCGGAUCCUUGGCCCCUUCGUCUGUAUCCAACGGCGAGCUCAACACCGCCGUCGCCCGACCUGACAGCAAGAAGCGGUUCCGUCCAGAGUUUGUCAAGGCGUACCAAGCCGAGCUGGCGAGCGACGCUUUGACCGAAAAGUCGGGUUCGGGCCGACGCGAGCGAGAGGUCAACGAUGGCGAAGCCCUCAGGGCGGCCAAGUAUCUGCGCGAGAACUGGGUUCCGGCCUUUGUGAGGAAACUGGACGAGCUCGAGGUCCGGCCGAUCGAUUCGCAUAUGCUCGUGACGGAGAUGCAUCGCUACGGAGUCAAUGUACGGUACCUUGGCAUGAUUGCGCGAAUUUCCACCCUGCCCUGCAUCCGCGAGAUGGCCACGAUCGAGAUGGCUGCCCGGGCCUCCAAGGCUUUGUUCCAGAGCCGAGUUCGCAGCGCCAUCGCCCACUUUCGAUCCGUUGGCGCCACCCAGAUCGACGAAGAGAUGAAGGGGUACGUCGCAACCAUGUUCCAGCUCCUUCUUGGCGUGGGCGACAAGACGCGCAAGUUUUUUGAUGAAAAGCUGCGAAACGAGAUCGAACACAAGUUUGAGUACGACAUGGACUUUCAUGAAUACACCGUGCUCCACCGCCCUGCGCUAUUCCUGGCGAUGCAGUACCAUUGCGGCGUCCAGUUCGAAGACUCGCUCGACUACGACUUUGACAACAUCAGCUGCAUCGCCCGUCAUCGCCUUGUCUCCUUUGCGCCGCGAGCCAAGUCCGUCAAUGGUCUGCCCCAGACAUCCGAGACCAAUCCCAACUUCACUGAGGACGAGCGCAUGGCCUACUUCCUGGCGCGGCACUUUAAGGCCAUCGGCAGCUUGAAGCGCCUCGGCAAGUCUGACGCCAGUGCGCUGGCUCUGAUCCAGGUGGCUACUCACUACCUGAAGACGGGCCGGUUUGAAGAAGCCAAGCUGUACGCCAGCAGCGCCACCUCGGCGGCCUCCAAAAACUCGGCGCUGUGGGGCCUGUCUCAGGGAGUUCUCAUCGAGGCCAUGAGCCGCGUGCAGUCCAACCCUUCGAGCGGCCCGGACACUCAGAUUCUCUCGGUCUACUCCAAAGCCCUGGCCAAUGUGCAGUGGCACUGGGGCAAAGUCCAUCCGAUCACUAUGGCUUUGCACGACCGCAUGGCCACCUGCUACAUGACAGCGAAAAAGUACCAGCAGGCUUACGAGUUCCACUGCAUCAGCAUGGAGAUUGCCCUCAAGUCGCUGGGCAAGCACCACAGCGUGACGGCAGGAUAUCUGACGGUGUCGGGAGUCUAUCUCAACCACCUCAAGCAAACCGAGGAUGCCACCAAAAAGCUUAACGAGGCCCUCCACAUCUAUCUGGGACUACGCUCGGAUGCCACGCUGGUCUCAGAGGUCCGCCACCACCUCGCCGAGUGCCUUGCGGCCCAGGGCGAUCUGGACGGGGCGAUCGAGAACUCGCGCAAGUCCAAGAAGCUCCGAGAAAAGUGCUUUGGCCAGCUGGACGCCCGUUCGGUCGAGUCGUAUCGCCAGCUCUCGCGGCUGGUUCUGCAGCCCUAUCAGAACUACAAGGGCGUGGUCACCCCGCAGAUCCGCCAGGCUUACCGCGAUGCCAUCAGCUGCCACGAAAAGACAUUCAGGUACCUCAAGACCCUUCGCCCACCGGGUGGGUCCGGAGGAAGCUCCUCGGCCUCGGACACCAUCUCGCUGCGGAGCGGCAAGGCUUCGAUGGUGUCGCUGCCGUCGACGAUUGCCUCGUACACGGCCGCGAGCCACUCGGUCACGGACGACUCCAUGAACGGCUGCGACACCCUGUUUGGUCCCAAGGCCAGCCUCCUGUUUGGCGGCCCGCUGGUUGCAGCGCCCUUUGCCCCGCUGACGCCGCUGCCCAAGAACUUGCUGCAUGUGUUGAUCCGCCAGAUCGUCGCGCUCAAGCUCAAGCUCGUCGAGAACCCGCACCACAAGGAAGUCGUUCGGAACCUCCGCAUGAACCCGCAUGCCGUCGAGACUGGGGAGGCCCGCGGGGUCAUCCUGCAGCUGGCUGCGGUCAGCCCAUCGGUGUAUCUCGACGGGGUGUUCCAGCGCAUCGACGACGACGACGAGUGCGCCGUCCAGGAACUUGCCAUCGUCCUCGCUCUCACUGAGAAGGAGACCGUUGGACUGGCCUGAGAUGUCCUCGAGACAAACACCGCGAUCGAUGGAUGCUGAGCGGGUGCCCAAGCGGUCCCGCCCGUCGACAAACCAGAGUCGAUAGACGUAGAUUCUACAGAUUGUAGUCUUGUGAGGCCGGUUCCAUGACUGUGCUCACAUUUCCUUCCGCAACUGUUUGACACUUUGUUUCUCUCUCAUUACAGGCAAUCCAAUAAAAAAGGGGACACCCGGG
Molecule: messenger RNA, 3889 nt
Organism: Polychytrium aggregatum
Lineage: Eukaryota; Fungi; Chytridiomycota; Chytridiomycetes; Polychytriales
Product: clustered mitochondria-domain-containing protein
Exons: 12
Coding region: 1-3675 (1224 amino acids)
Biological process (GO): intracellular distribution of mitochondria
Cellular component (GO): cytoplasm
Molecular function (GO): protein binding; mRNA binding
Source: RefSeq, a predicted model, not a curated record